Molecule: messenger RNA, 849 nt
Organism: Phaeoacremonium minimum UCRPA7
Lineage: Eukaryota; Fungi; Ascomycota; Sordariomycetes; Togniniales; Togniniaceae
Product: putative proteasome component pre2 protein
Exons: 2
Coding region: 1-849 (282 amino acids)
Cellular component (GO): proteasome core complex
Molecular function (GO): threonine-type endopeptidase activity
Source: RefSeq, a predicted model, not a curated record
AUGGAUACCCUCGUGGCUCGAUACAGCCGCCCGGCUUUCCACGAGCCUCAGGCUUUCUCAGAUGAGGAUGACCAAACAUUCAGCGACUCCGUUCCCAGCCUAAAGUUCGCCAUGCCGCCGGUAGCACAGCCUUCCGCAUGGCUUCGCGCCGCAUCAGAUGACCGAUCAAACCCAGACUGCCCCAUCAAGAUUGCCCACGGUACGACCACACUUGCCUUUCGAUUCCAAGGCGGCAUCAUUGUCGCUACCGAUUCGCGUGCCACCGCCGGCAACUGGAUUGCGUCGCAGACUGUCAAGAAGGUUAUCGAGAUCAACAGCUGCUUGCUAGGCACAAUGGCCGGUGGUGCCGCCGACUGCCAGUACUGGCUCGCCUGGCUGGGCAUGCAAUGCCGUCUGCACGAGCUCCGUCACAAGCGCCGUAUCUCCGUCGCUGCCGCCUCCAAGAUCCUCGCCAACCUCGUCUACCAAUACAAGGGCAUGGGCUUGAGCAUGGGCACCAUGUGCGCCGGUGUCACCAAGGAGGAGGGCCCGGCGCUGUACUAUAUCGACUCGGAUGGCACUCGACUGGCGGGCAACCUGUUCUGCGUGGGAUCUGGUCAGACCUUUGCGUACGGUGUUCUGGACGCUGAGUACCGGUACGACCUGAACGAGGAGGAGGCGCUAGAGCUGGGUAGACGGAGUAUUCUGGCCGCAACGCAUCGUGAUGCUUACUCUGGUGGUUUCAUCAACCUGUACCAUGUCAAGGAGGAAGGAUGGGUCAAGCACGGCUUCAACGACACAAACCCCAUCUUCUGGAAGACCAAGUUGGAGAAGGGCGAGUUCACCAACGUGACGAGCGCGCUUGAUUAG